Gloeophyllum trabeum ATCC 11539 is the source of this 882-nucleotide messenger RNA. RefSeq lists its product as uncharacterized. The transcript is spliced from 2 exons. NCBI's taxonomy places the organism in Eukaryota, Fungi, Basidiomycota, Agaricomycetes, Gloeophyllales, Gloeophyllaceae. The record is from RefSeq and is a predicted model, not a curated record. Bases 55 to 393 code for a protein of 112 amino acids.
CCCCCGCGCCCCCGCAUAUCUCCGUUCGACGACGCCCACCAGGCCUCGGCCAUCAUGAGCGAGGCAAAUUCAAUACCGCCUACUCCUGCUGCUGCGCCGGACGGUGCUGACGGUGCCGAUUACACGUCCGGGAGGCUGCAUCCGGACCGACGGAUUUCAUCGGGCAAGCCUCCACCACCGCCAAAACCCCUAGACCUGCCCGAACCUCGAGCACCCCCUCCACGUUCUGGUACUCCCGUCGCCAACCGCCCGCCGGAGCCAAUUCCUUCCCCUGUGCCUGUUCCUGUAGAGCAGGAAGAGGACGAGCCUCCUACGCGAUGGUGGACAGACUGGCUGUGCGGGUGCCGCGAAGGCGGGGAACACCAGGCGGCCAGGACGAACCCCAUGGAGUAACACCGUUUCCCCCGAUUCUCGAUCUCUUUCUUAUAAUACCUCCUACGGACUUCGAUGACGAGACGCCUGUAGCAUACACAACUCCAGGCGAACGGGUACCGGCAGCGCCCGACGCACCCGCGGACUAUGUCGCCCACGCUCCUUGUAACGUUUCUUACGCAUGCUCCCAACCUCGCUUUCUUCUUGCACGGACUCCUCGUCGUGACGCUAGUGUAUUCGUCUAAGAACAUAGUUGAUUAUUAUCAUCACCCUACCCCGCGCGGGUCCCGUUACAUGGUUUCUAUUCGAGUUCGAGCGGACCGAGAAACCCAAGAAGAAGAAGAUGCCGAAAGCAUGUAGAACUUUUGGUUCUGUUCUUUCCGUGCGACUGUGAGCCGGAGAGUUGUGUACUGCCGGAGUAGAAUUGCGAGACCGCCAUCCUAAGCACACACGCAACCCCAGCACCACGUCGCACGGCGCGCACCCCGCGGGGCGCGCCAGCAUAUGUUA